CAUCUCUCUAUCUCUCUCGCUCUCGUUCUCGCCGUCUUAUCACGCGCUCUUAUCAGGGACCGCUCCCUCCUGGACCUGGUCUACGUGACUCGGCUGCCCGCCCGCUUUCUCCCCUGGAAUCUCGUCCAACCAUCCCUCACCGAUCCCGUCCCGUCGCCACGAUCCCAUCCCACCUUGACCGAUCCAGCACCGUUGUUGCAACCCUCGACCAACCAAACCCCCAAGACCUGUCGAACUUCAACCGCUACCCUUAGCAUACCCGCUCCACUGCACUGACACCCCCCAUCACAUCCUUUACCGCUCAUACACCCUUAUCAACAUGUGGUCUUGGUUCGGCGGAUCCGCCGCUCAGAAGCGGAAAGAUGCGCCCAAGGAAGCGAUCCUCAUGCUCCGCGAGCAGCUGGACAUGCUCCAGAAACGCGAGAAGCAUCUAGAGAACCUAAUGGAGGAGCAGGAUACAAUUGCUCGAAAGAAUGUGACGACAAACAAGGCCGCGGCCAAGAACGCCCUUCGUCGGAAGAAGGUCCAUGAGAAGAACCUGGAACAGACGACGGCGCAGAUCGUCCAGCUCGAACAACAGAUCUACUCGAUUGAGGCGGCGAAUAUCAACCAGGAGACGUUGAAGGCGAUGGAGGCUGCGGGUGCGGCGAUGGCGAAGAUUCAUGGCUCGAUGACGAUCGAUAAGGUUGAUGAGACGAUGGACACACUGCGCGAACAGCACCAACUCAGCACGGAAAUCGCACAAGCCAUCACAAGCACCUCCCUGGUCGAUCAACCCGACGAAGACGAGCUGCAGGACGAGCUGGAGGGUCUGGAACAGGAGGCCAUGGACGAGCGCAUGCUCAACACCGGCACCGUGCCAGUUGCCGACCAACUCAACCGCUUACCUCCUGCGGCGAACGGAGAAAUCAAAUCCAAACCCCAAACCGAAGAAGAAGACGAGGAAGCAGAGUUGGAGAAGCUACGUGCAGAGAUGGCCAUGGGAUGAUCGGCCGCCAUGUCACCAUACAUCAGAUCCGGGGGUUUUUUUUUUUUUUUU
Molecule: messenger RNA, 1039 nt
Organism: Aspergillus ibericus CBS 121593
Lineage: Eukaryota; Fungi; Ascomycota; Eurotiomycetes; Eurotiales; Aspergillaceae
Product: ESCRT-III subunit protein SNF7
Exons: 4
Coding region: 320-988 (222 amino acids)
Biological process (GO): late endosome to vacuole transport via multivesicular body sorting pathway; vesicle budding from membrane
Cellular component (GO): multivesicular body; cytoplasmic side of plasma membrane; ESCRT III complex
Source: RefSeq, a predicted model, not a curated record